GUACUGUGGGACAACAAGAUCCAGCAUGGGGACAUCAGCGUAGACAACCUGAUGCACACUCCAGCCACGAAGCAAAGGGUUCUUAACGACUUCGACCUGGCCCGAUUGGACCAACAGAAUCGGAAACCAAGUGGAAAGGACAACACUGGGACUAUGCCACUCAUGACUCUGGACCUAUUCAGUGAUCAGGCAUCCGAGGGUUUGGCUCCACGUCACUACCGACACGAUACCGAGUCUUUCGCCUGG
Molecule: messenger RNA, 246 nt
Organism: Cantharellus anzutake
Lineage: Eukaryota; Fungi; Basidiomycota; Agaricomycetes; Cantharellales; Hydnaceae
Exons: 1
Biological process (GO): protein phosphorylation
Molecular function (GO): protein kinase activity; ATP binding
Source: RefSeq, a predicted model, not a curated record